AUGGCGAUUAUCUCCGAUUUUCAAGAAGAAGAACAAAACAUCAAACAAUCCCCUUCAUCUUCCCAAUCCAAACCCCCCAAAUCCAUUCCGUUCACUUCCACCUUCGAUCCAUCAAAUCCCGCCGCUUUUCUCGAAAAGGUAUUCGACUUCAUCGCUAAUGAGAGCGAUUUCUUCGAAAAGGAAUCGGCCGAGAAGGUCAUUCUGAGCGGCGCUCGCGCUGUUAAGGCAAAGAAAGCCAAGGCUGUUGCGGCUGUGAAGGCGAAGAUCGCCGCGGAGGAAAAGGCCAAGGCGGAGAAAGCGGCGGCGGCAGAGAAGAAAGAUAAGGGAGUAGAAGCGAAAGGAGAUGAAAAGAAGGAAGGAGCAGCUCCUAAUAAGGGUAAUGGUAUGGAUCUGGAGUUCUAUUCAUGGACUCAAAGUCUGCAAGAGCUCAAUGUUAACGUUCCGGUGCCAAAUGGAACGAAGUCGAAGCUUGUUAUCUGUGAGAUUAAGAAGAACCAUCUAAAAGUUGGUCUCAAAGGCCAGCCACCUAUUAUUGAUGGGGAUCUGUACAAAUCUAUCAAGCCUGAUGAAUGUUACUGGAGCAUAGAGGAUCAGAAUACAAUUUCCAUUCUUUUAACCAAGCACGACCAAAUGGACUGGUGGAAGUGUCUAGUAAAGGGUGAUCCUGAAAUUAAUACCCAAAAAGUUGAACCUGAGAGCAGCAAACUUGGUGACCUAGAUCCUGAGACUCGAUCUACUGUUGAGAAAAUGAUGUUUGAUCAGAGGCAGAAAUCCAUGGGUCUUCCUUCAAGUGAGGAGCUUAAUAAACAAGACAUGAUGAAGAAGUUUAUGAGCCAGCAUCCUGAAAUGGACUUCUCAAGGGCAAAAUUAUCUUAG
This is a messenger RNA of Lathyrus sativus (Indian pea), 876 nucleotides long. NCBI's taxonomy places the organism in Eukaryota, Viridiplantae, Streptophyta, Magnoliopsida, Fabales, Fabaceae. The record is from the annotation of a GenBank genome assembly.